UGUGAGCCAGAGCAACGAACAGCCGCUUGUUGCUUUAGCUGCUCAAGAAGUACGCUGGGAUAGCUUGUGAUAUCGAUUUACUCAUUCGCUUUUAUAGUCAUAUUCGCUGCGACGUUUCAUCGGGUACUGCCGGUGAAUUUAAGAGAGGUCUUAUCCAUUAGUACGCAUACAGUUUUGUAGGUUGGUUUAGGUGGCUUCGUGCAUGCAACCUUCUGGAUGGAUCCUUAUCGCUAGUUUGUGCACAUCAGUCGAUCGACAGUUUGGUUGGUUAAGGUUUGCAACAUGUUGAAAUAACAGCAGGAGCAGCACUGCAUCUGCAAAGUAAGCGCGGCUUUCUUGCGACUUUUUGGGGAUAUAUCAGGCGAAGUGCGUGUGCUUUUAAAGUGAGCUUAAUGCCAUUUACGAGAGGAAAUAAAAAAGGCUGACUGGAUCCUGUAAAGUGAAUCAAUGUGGUGUCAUCAGUGUAAUGCAUAAAUGUAAUUACAGGCAGACUCAGUUUAUUCAUAAACCCAUAAUGACGUGUGUGCAGUGAUCGCGCGCAGUACCUGCAUUUAACUGUUCAUGAAAAGCGCAUUAUUUGGCGACAUCACCGGGAACUUUCGACUGGAUGUAAUGCACGCGUUGUAACGCUGUUCUCAUUCAUAAGAGUUCAACUUUGCGGAACGGAGCGCGCGCGUUACCUGGAAUGGACGCCGGUGGAUCUGAUCCCACAGAGAGACAGUUCACAGGUCUGCCUCAAGCACACAGAGCCGGGAGACACAACACGGCAGCGGAGGAGGACAGUGUUUACUCGGGAGGCGACGCUUCCCGCACUGGCCCAACAGCACUUCUCGCAUGCGUGGACGAGAAUGCCAUCAUGUGUGAUCCUAAGAGCUCUGCCGCCAAGAUUUUGACCCGCUUCUCCGGGAGGAAUGUCUGCGGGAAUGGAAAGAGAAAGUUUGCGUUGUGCACUUGGAGUUGGUGGGCGUUUUUCUGCCUGCACGUCCACGUGUUGAGAGCGGUCACACAAGGUGAUGUGGCCCCCUACUUCAAAACGGAGCCAGGACCUCCAGAGAUCCACCUAGAAGGAACCGCCUGGUCAUGACCUGCCUG
Molecule: messenger RNA, 1092 nt
Organism: Carassius auratus (goldfish)
Lineage: Eukaryota; Metazoa; Chordata; Actinopteri; Cypriniformes; Cyprinidae
Product: protein sidekick-1-like
Exons: 3
Coding region: 686-1084 (132 amino acids)
Source: RefSeq, a predicted model, not a curated record